CCAUGGUUCAAGGUUGAUCAGAUUAUACAUGUAUCAGCCACAGUCCAGCACAGUGAGCUGCUCAGGGAUAACAGAUAUCACAACACAACCACACUCCUCUGCUUAAUUCAAGUAACCAGGUUUAAAAAGAACAUUUUCAUGGAUACAGGGUCUCGAAUGCUGCAUUUUUUACUGAUGGCUCAGGAUGGCAAGGUCCUGGCUCUGGGAGUUCUGGCUGGUGCUGCAGGGAUCAGUUUGGCAGCUUUUUGGUACCAGAGCCGGAGAACCAUGGUGGGGGCAGCAGGGGCAAGUACCUAUUAUCUGUCAAGCAGCAGAAACACAGACCAGCUUGGAGGCGGUGUGGCAUUGCAAGCAGGCCAGACGGAGGUGCUGGAUCGGCUCGGAGCUCUGAUUCAGUGUGUGUCAGAGCUAAAAGAGGAGGUGAAGGCCCUGAAGAAUGCUCUUCCACACUUGCAGGACCACAUCAGAGAUGAGUUAACAGGGCGGAGUCGCAAGGCAAGUCCACUGAAUAGAACCACGCCCACAAGGAGGAAGAGAGCCAGCGGAGUGGCCAGAGCACAGGGGCAGAGCUCAGAGGAAGCAGAAAGUGAAGGAGGGUAUAUUACAGCACUGACGGACACUGAAGAGGAGGGUGAGAGUGAAGAGGAUCGCAAAGUUGUAGAGCCUCUGGAUGAGCUCACCGUCCUGUUACAGAGAGCAGAUCGGCUGCAUGAUUGUAACGGCGCUGAAAAGAAGGAAGGCUUGUCCACUCUGCUGGAGAGGAAGGAAGAGUAUGAUCAGAAGUGGCAGUACCUGUGGCGGUUAACCAGAGCCUAUGCUGAUGCUCAUGAUAUGGCUGGAGACCUUGAAGAGAAGAAGAGAUACGCUGAAACAGGGAAGCAAAUUGGAGAACAAGCCAUUUCAGUGAAUCCCAUGUGUGCUGAAAGUCAUCAGUGGUAUGCUAUUCUAUGUGGACUUCUGUCAGAAUAUGAAUCUGUCCAGAAUAAGAUAAAGAAUGGCUACCUUUUCAAGGAUCAUUUGGAUAAAGCCAUUGAGCUGAAGCCGCAGGAUCCGCAGUCUUAUUACCUGCUGGGCCGCUGGUGCUAUGCUGUGGCCCAGUGUACAUGGAUUGAGAGGAAAAUUGCUGCUACGUUGUUUGGAGAGCCUCCGAGCGCAACAGUCCAUGAUGCCCUGCAGAACUUCCUCAAGGCAGAGGAGAUCUGUCCAAAAUACUCUAAAUACAACUAUGUGUUUUUAGCAAAGUGCUAUAAAGACCUGGGCCAGAAGAACCAAGCCAAGAUGAUGUGUGAUGCUGGAUCUGAUAUGAAAACAAUAACUAAAGACGACGAGGAAGCACAAAAGGAGCUGGACUCUAUUCUCUUGUCACUUUAGUCAGAAACAGACUCUUCAUGUCUCCGCUACUUUUAGGGCACAGUUGUGUUGAUAGACUCGAGUUGUGACCGUAUGACUGUUAUUUUGACUUUUUCUCAUUUUUCUGCUGAAUGUAGAUGACUAUUAACAUUAUUGACAACUGAACUUUGACCAGCGAACAUCUGCAGCAUGACAUAUGCCACACUAUGAGGCAACAUGUCAUGCUUCAAAUUAUCACAGAUCGAAGUUCACUUGUGACCAUAUGACUGUUAUUUUGACAUUCUCUCAUCUCUAUGCUGACUGCAGACUCUCAACAUUAAGGACAACUGAACUUUAAUCAGUGAUAAUCUGGAGCAUGAUUUCUUGCCUCACAGUUUGUGACAUAUCAUGUUCGCACAAAAGUCAUAAAUUAAAAGAUUUCCUAACUUAAUUUUAGUACCCUUAGAGUUGUGGACAAAUCAUAAAUUCCUUCGCUAGCCCACCAUAAGAAAAAGCUGUACUGUAAAAGGAUAAAAAUAGGAGCUAGUUAGCUAGGUAUAUACAUUAAUACAGACUAAAGGAAACAAACGAAAUUAUUAUCUUCUUAUAAUAAAGUGUCUAAUGUAGCACACCUUGCUUGCACCCUCAACACAAAAUACUAGGCCAUGAGAUGUAGCGUUCUCCCAUGGCAUUCACCUUAAAAUUAGAGUCUAGCUUCAUUAUUUGCAUUUGCAUCUUGCAAGUUGGAGAGCUGUAUGAAGGCUUUGUGCUGAAUUUUAUGUUGCUUGGUUUUGUUACUAUUUCUACAUACCUGUGUGGUUCUGAUUCAGAAAAGAUCGCCAUCCAUCCAUGCAUUAAUCCUCAUAGUAAAAACCACCUAGUAAAGAUCAGCUAGAUCACGUCUCCAUCAGUGUGUGUGGUGCAGCAGGUGGCAGGAUUUGGACGUAUGCGCUAUAGUUACAGCAUCGAGGCUUGUCACAACACCGUUGUGUGUGUUAAGGACAAACAUAGCUACAUACCAAAUGAAACUUUUGUUUUGUGAAAGUCAAUAAGGGAUAGGUUUUUUCUUUCUCUGGUUGCUGAAACCACUUGUCUGCUGAAUACCUGGGAUCAGUAGCCCAGGCUAAUGAUUUGUCCACACUACCCCUCCCAUAUUCACAUUAGACCCUUUUACCCGUUCCAAACACAGCACUGCAUUUAGUCAGUUACAGUCUACUUUUGUGUUUUUACUACAGACCUACACAACACCAGAAGAUUAAUAGAACACUAAUACCAUGGCAAGGUACCUUUUCUCUUCCCCCUUUUCUUGACUUCAUGGCCAGUGUUUAGUGCAAUUUUCACUACGGUUCCACACAGUUAAAAAAAAAAAAAAACUCUAACGGUUGUUUUUAUUCCUUGGGAGAAUAUAAGAUUUAUUUGGGAGUAUAUCAGUAUAUGAGAUCUGUACUGAUUUUGGUGGACUAGUGGCUAUUAUGUGCCGCUCUCACCUAUCCUGAUCAGGGAACCUAUCCCAGCCAUUGGAGGGUUGUACGAGCCAGUGCACUCUCGGUGCCUGUCCCAAGCCCGAAAAAUGGGGAGGGUUGUGACAGGAAGGGCAUCUGGCAUAAAACUUAUGCCAGAAUCAGAAUAUAUGGAUGAGUGAUCCUCUAUGGCGGUCCUGAAUGGGAGCAGCUGAAAGAGGGGGAAAAAAAUUAGAUCUGUUUUGCAGAUUUUCAUUUCUUAAUGUUUUUGUUUCCACAAUUGUACAUGUAUCUACAUCAUUGUUUAAGCAAACUGAUUACUGAGUCAAGAAAAUGCUGACAUCUUAUUUUGGUUUUGCUUUUCUUGUAACAGGAAGGUGCUGGUUCAUAGUAUUUAUACACAGUAAUAAUUUUAGCUUUGACCUGUAAAAAAUUGAAGCUAUUAUGUUUUAGCCUGUUUCACUGCACAAAAUCGGGGGUGGAGGGAAUUGUUUCCAAAAGUCUUUUUGAUCAUUGUAUACUUCAUGUGCAGUGCUAUAUUUUAAAAUAGAAAUUCUACAUAUAAACAUAUAAUGCAUAAUCAUUCUUGACAGAGGUAUUAUUGCUUCAAAAUGUGUUGAAAUUUAUUAAAAUCAUAAAAUGUGAAAUCUGUGGAAGUUUUGGACAUUGAUAAAAUGCUGCUGCUCUUGAUUUGGAGACUCUUUGUACCUAAAUAUGAAGGAUAUCAUAUAUGGUCCCAGUUCUUAGUAUAGGCAUAUGUUAAUGUAUAAAUGUUAACAUAAAUAUGUUAAUGUAGGUUAAUAUAGCCAGUCCCCUAUGCAUAUGCCUUUUUACAACUAGUCAAUUCCACUAAAAGAACAGAUGUAAAAAGAAUGCAGGCUUCUUCUGAAAACCGAAAGUUACAUACGCUUUUCACAGAAUAAACUUGCACACACUUUACAGAAAAAUUAAUCACUGAUAUUUACAGCAUUAUGGCAUUCAAUUAUCAAGUGUAAUGAACUAGAACCAAUACUAGAAUUCUAUUUUUUAUUUAAAAUAUAUAUUUUGAUUUUAAAUUUUAAAACCAUUUGUACCCGAACAUUCCCACAGCCUCUAUUUUGGAAACUGGUGUUUUCAAAUGUAUUGUUUAAAUAGUGCACAUGAAAUUUGUAUGAGGAUGAUUACUUACUUUUUUUCUGUUUUUGUAUAAUAUGUUUCAGCUUUACCAAAGAAAGUUAGGAGUGUAUGUCAUGUUUCUUUUUUUUGUUUGUUUGUUUGUUUUUUGUUUUUGUUGUUGUUGUCAUUGUUGUUGUUGUUAAGUGUGGUUUGCAUUCCAGCAACAGCAAUGUAUUAUUCAUUGUAGAUUAUUCUGUAGGAACUCUGGAAUAUUAUAUGUAAUCUGUGAAACAGUAGCAGCCCAUAUUGUUGAGUUACCCACAUAAUUGAGAAUUGUCCACAUAAUAAUUGUACAGAAUAUAGGUAUAUUCUGAAUAUUGCUAUAUUACAAUGCUAUUCAUUGCAUUGAACUUCCCAAUGUGUUUUGGUAUAAAUGUGAUGUGAUUAGGAUGUAUAAUAUAUGACCCUCACUAAAUUGGUAAAAUAUGUCUGUGACUUAUUCUCUCUAUAACAUCCAGGACUGAGACUGGUAACCAGUUUGAGUCAUUUGCAAUCAGUUGUCUUGAUGAAAACAAUAAAUAAGCUCUUUCCUCCCCCCAGUAGGAAGGCCUGAUGUAUGUCUCUUGCAAAACGGAAUUGUUUGAAGCUGGUUAUGGAAAUCAAGAAUAAGCUGAAAAUAAUACACAGAAACUAAUGCA
Messenger RNA from Pangasianodon hypophthalmus (striped catfish), 4582 nucleotides. Its product is annotated as regulator of microtubule dynamics protein 2. Bases 139 to 1371 code for a protein of 410 amino acids. The record is from RefSeq and is a predicted model, not a curated record. Lineage: Eukaryota; Metazoa; Chordata; Actinopteri; Siluriformes; Pangasiidae. Gene Ontology annotation, cellular component: mitotic spindle pole; spindle microtubule; cytoplasm. Gene Ontology annotation, molecular function: microtubule binding. The transcript has 12 exons.